Messenger RNA from Cajanus cajan (pigeon pea), 369 nucleotides. NCBI's taxonomy places the organism in Eukaryota, Viridiplantae, Streptophyta, Magnoliopsida, Fabales, Fabaceae. The record is from RefSeq and is a predicted model, not a curated record.
CCGGUUACUCUCUCUUUCUGCAAAACAAAAGGAAACCCUAGCAGUAUCACACUCUAACAGAGCCAUAACAUAACCUCUUUGAAAGUCGCCGCUUGCUUUCUCCUCGUUCGCAUCUUCACCCUCUCUCUCAGAACGAUGAAGGUGAUCGCCGCGUAUUUGUUGGCCGUGCUCGGAGGCAACACCAGCCCCUCCGCCGCUGACAUCAAGGAAAUCCUUGGCUGUGUUGGAGCAGAUGCCAAUGAUGAUAGGAUUGAACAAUUGUUGUCUGAAAUUAAGGGUAGAGAUAUAGUGGAGGUCAUUGCUGCCGGUAGGGAAAAGCUGGCCUCAGUGCCUGCUGGUGGUGGUGGUGCUGUUGCUGUUGCGGCCGCU